Penicillium mononematosum is the source of this 771-nucleotide messenger RNA. RefSeq lists its product as uncharacterized. The coding region runs from base 1 to 771 and encodes 256 amino acids. The record is from RefSeq and is a predicted model, not a curated record. Lineage: Eukaryota; Fungi; Ascomycota; Eurotiomycetes; Eurotiales; Aspergillaceae. Gene Ontology annotation, molecular function: catalytic activity. The transcript has a single exon.
AUGACCGAGACCUCUCCAAGUCCACAAUCCUUCGAGAUCAUUUCCUCCCUUCGUUUUGACCCGGGCCUUCCAGAUGCAGCCUGUCGCCAUGCAUCUAGCUAUCCUGAUCCUCACAAAUCUCCCUACUACCUCCUCGCCUAUCACCAGGACCGGCUCAUAGCUGCUGCGGCUCAUUUCCAAUGGGACGGGGCCCUAACCUGGCUGCAACAAGACUUGCAAAGCUUUGAGGAGUUCCUCGACUCGUCAAUUGCAGACAGAAGCAAAGCAUGGAGGCUUCGGAUUGUAGUAAACAGCCAAGGAAAGGCGAGAGUUGAGGGGAAUGCAACAGCGAGCAUUGAUCUAAUGAGUUUGUUCAUUCCCUCUCUACAUACGAACCCAGACCCCCCGGUAUGGCGCGUCUAUGUCGAUACAGAAUCAACAAUUCCUUCCGGAUUUACCACAUAUAAAACCACCGCGCGUGGUGACUACACGGCUGCACGGCUGAGAGCGGGGAUCAAUUCGCCGACAGACCUUGCGGAGGUACUGGUGGUGAACCCAAAUGACGAAGUUAUGGAAGGCAGCAUCACUACGCCGUACUUCCUGCGGGACCAUCUGUGGAUCACGCCUCCGCUGAGCAGCGGCGGCAAUGCAGGUACAACACGGAGGUACGCAUUGUCCCAGGGGUUUUGCCUAGAACACACCAUAUCCCGGGAUGAGCUUGUGGAUGGCGAGUUGUGUUGGUUGAGCAACGGCGUAAGGGGGUUCAUUCGAGGCCAGAUCAUAACCAAGUAA